UCUUCAUUUUAUCUUUUGGGACCCUAGUGCCCCACCGGCUUCAGGGUUAUGCGCUGUUUGCACUCCAUGUUAAUCCAGGUGCCUUCCUGGUUUCCGACCUUUAUCUUCCUUUCCCACUUUGGCACUAUUUUGUUUUGAUGUCAGCAAAAUUCCUUGCGUAGCACCACGCUUCGUGAAUCCGCUCGUCGUAACUGUCUGCAUUUCCUUUCGGGAUCCCUAGUGGUUAAAAAGUCUUCAUCUGCUCACACCCCCAUGGCGUCUGAAAUCUGAAAUAUAGUCUGAGUCGCCUUCACCGUGCGUAUCGGGACAGCGAAUCCGUUGCCGUACUUUCGUAAACCCGUUCCGAAGCGGUUACUCCAGUUGCGUAAGAGGGAGGCGAUGUGGACGGUUCUUGCGCCCGCCGCGUAGAAGACCCCGCCCCCCUGCGAGGUUGGCGUAUACAGGGCGACUGGGCGGCUCCCAGUGGAGCCGGGGGAAGCGGGGCGGAGUUGGUGAAUAGGGAAGUGGCGCAGGUCGCAGAGAUCGCUCCGCCGAGUGAGUUCACCCGCCCGGCCGUCCGUCUCCGUCGCCGCUGCCCCCCGCCCCGGCCCCGUCCGCCCUCCCCUCCCCCGCUCCCCUCAGCCCAUCCCGGCCCGGUCCCUGGGAGGAUGAAGUUCGUUUACAAGGAGGAGCACCCGUUCGAGAAGCGCCGCUCUGAAGGCGAGAAGAUCCGCAAGAAGUAUCCCGAUCGGGUCCCGGUGAUUGUGGAAAAAGCUCCUAAGGCCCGGAUAGGUGACCUGGACAAGAAGAAAUACCUGGUGCCUUCUGAUCUCACAGUUGGUCAGUUCUACUUCUUGAUCCGGAAGCGAAUUCACCUUCGAGCUGAGGAUGCCCUAUUUUUCUUUGUCAACAAUGUCAUUCCACCCACCAGCGCCACCAUGGGUCAGCUUUACCAGGAACAUCACGAAGAAGACUUCUUUCUAUACAUUGCCUACAGCGACGAAAGUGUCUAUGGUCUGUGAAGCUGCCUUCCACUCCUGGGUGGGGGGGCCCUUCUCUAAGAAGAGUGAGGGUUCCCCUGUCUCUUCCUCUCCAUAUCCCCUAACUACCCCAUUCUCCUCAGUUUCUCCUCCUUGCUGGAAGACAAACACCACCACCUCUUGUCAAGGCCUGCAAUUUGCAAUGUUUAAGACUCUCUUUCCCUCAGCCCAUUCUGGCUGCAGUUGGGGAGGGCAAGGGUAGAGGAGGACCCCCCCCAAUGUCUAUUUUCUUGUUCUCUCCCGUGGACCUAAACCUUUUCUGCCUCUUCCUCUCUUCCCUCCAGCCCUCCCCCAAUCUCUCCUUGGUUGUCAAUUCCCAUUUUCUUUUUGUCUCACUCACUGAUUGUUUUGGUUUCUGUUUCUUCCCAGACUCCCCAAGGGACUUGGGUUCCUACAGUUCCUCCCCUCACCUCCACCCCUUUCAUCUUCCCUCCCACGGGGUAGGGGUGGAGGGGUGGGAGUGGGCUGGGGGUGGAGAAGAUCAAUAAAGAAACCACCAACUUAA
Phascolarctos cinereus (koala) is the source of this 1524-nucleotide messenger RNA. RefSeq names its product GABA type A receptor-associated protein (gene GABARAP). The record is from RefSeq and is a predicted model, not a curated record. NCBI's taxonomy places the organism in Eukaryota, Metazoa, Chordata, Mammalia, Diprotodontia, Phascolarctidae.